Odocoileus virginianus texanus is the source of this 2429-nucleotide messenger RNA. The record is from RefSeq and is a predicted model, not a curated record. NCBI's taxonomy places the organism in Eukaryota, Metazoa, Chordata, Mammalia, Artiodactyla, Cervidae.
CUCAAUAUCUGAGUUCAGGAAAAAACAUGGAUUUGGAUAGUGAGGAUUCUUGGGCUACUUGUUCUGGCUGGCAGUGAAAUGAGAAAGAUCAGUUGGUCACUUCAGUUCUCCUCUCUGGGACCAACACUUUGUCCGCUUCCUCCAGGGUUCCAGCCUUGCCCUCCAAGAGUCCCUUCCCUGUCCAUUUCCCUCUUGGCCAUAUUUGCAGUCAAAUGCUCUUCCACUGAGCUAUACCCCCUCUCUUGGCCAUAUUUGAAGUAGGUGUUGGGAGGUGUGCUCUCCUUUGGGACUGUAGAGCUGCCCAGGUUUUCUGCUAGUUCACGUUGCAGGGCCAAGAUCAAGAACUGUUUCUCCAACACCAGCUGUGUAUCAGCUCUGGGGCUACGUAGAGGAGAACAGAGACCCACCUUGUCAUUGCCCUUUUGGAGCUACAGUCUCCUAUGGGAGACAGACAUUUAUCAAACAACGACACAAAUAGAACCUAAUAUUGGGUCUGCAUAGUGCUAUGAAACUACUACUUGACAGUUUGAAUGCUGAUUAUAGAGGAUUUAAUUUAGGAAAAUCGGGGAAGAUUUUUCUGAUUUGACAGUUGAGAUCUGAAAGGGAUGGGGAGUCAGAGAAGAGCCUUUGUAAAGGUCUGAGGGAUAGACAUAGUAUAGAGAAUGGUGUGAAGUCUGUAGAGAAGUAGGAAGGUGCUAAACCCUGCAGGGCCUUAGAGUUUUGUCAUUAACCUAAGAGCAGCAGAAAGUUGAAGUGUUUAAGCCUGGUGGUGAUGUGACUAGCUUGAUGUUUCCAAAGGUUAGUUAAGCUGUAAUAGGAAGAAUGGAGUGAAAGGGCAAAAUGAAUAGGAGUAAUGGAAUAAUCCAAUAAAUGUUAGGAAGUAGUUGUGGAAAUAGAAAUGGCAGGCUCAAGGAAUAAUCUGGAAGUAAAUGGACAGGGUAAGUAGGAUAGGGGAAUGAAGUAUUAAGGGUGACUUGCAGGUUUCUGACCUACACGUGUAGCUGGAUUGGUGUCAUUUACUGAAUGGGGAAAAUUUAGAAGAUUGGUUUUAUACAUGUUAAGUUAUAGAUGCCUUUGAAAAAUUUUAGAGCUGUAGAAUGAGAAGUCGGGAUUUAGGACUCAGAUUUGAUGCUUGUGUAGAAAUAAAAAAUUAGUGACUCAUCUAUAAAUUAGAGUCAUGUGCAUAACUGAGUGAAGAGGGCCUCGGAUGAAAUCUUGGAUACUUAUUAACCAGGUUAGAGGAAGAUAAAUUCUCAGAAAUUUAGGAGGCAUGUCCGGGAAGGGAGGAAAACCAGCUGAGUACUGUGUUUCAGAAGUCAACAAAAAUACUUUUCCAGCAAAAGGAACUGAUCAAAAGUGUCAGAUGUUUCUGAGAGGGCAAGUGAGAUGAGGAAAAGAUGCUAGAACCACAGGAGAAUGGCUUGAUUGACAUACCAGAUUAUGAGCAUAUUGAAGAUGAAACUUUUCCUCCGUUCCCACCUCCAGCCUCUCCAGAGAGAGAAGAUGGUGAAGGCGCUGAACCUGAAGAAGAGUCAGGGAGAGGAGCGUCUGUUCCUGUACCUCCGAAGAGAACCGUUAAAAGGAAUAUACCCAAGCUGAAUGCUGAGAGAUUAAUUUCAGAGAGAGGGCUCCCAGCAUUAAGGCAUAUGUUUGAGAAGGCAAAAUUCAAAGGUAAAGGUCAUGAGGCUGAGGACUUGAAGACCCUAAUCAGACACAUGGAGCACUGGGCACAUAGACUCUUUCCUAAACUGAAAUUUGAAGAUUUUAUUGACAGAGUUGAAUAUCUGGGAAAUAAAAAGGAAGUUCAGACCUGUUUAAAACGAAUUCGACUUGAUCUCCCUAUUUUACAUGAAGAUUUUGUUAGCAAUAAUGAUGAAGUAGAGGAAAAUAAUGGCCAUGAUGUAACUGCUACUGAAUUAGAUCCCUUUCUGACAAACUCACAUGAAAGUGUAGAGUUUGCUUCUGAGUCAAGUAGAAGCCUAACAGAAGAAGAACAACAAAGAAUUGAGAGAAAUAGACAACUGGCCUUGGAAAGAAGACAGGCAAAGCUACUGAGUAACAGUCAGUCCCUAGGAAACGACUUGUUGGUGAACACGCCCAGCACACAGCCACCUGAAGAGGGUAGUACAGGUGAGGAGCAAAAGGAGGAAGAAUCAAAUGGAUUUAACAAAGACCUUCUAGAUAGUCCACGUAAUGAUGGUGCUGCCAGUACUGUAAAUGAAGAGGAGGAAUUAAAAGUCGAGAAAACGCAACUGGACCAAUCCUUUUAAAAUUUACAGUAGUUACUUAGGCUUCAUCUAGAAAUAUUCCUGAAGUUGGAUAGGCCUCAAAUGAGAAAAUCUGUUAAGCUGCUAUCUUCCAAAUUUGAGAUGACUGUGCCAGUGCAUUUUGUCUGCUUUGAAUAAAAAUCUUUAUGUAGUAGAAACUUU